CAGCACUCUCUCUCUCUCUCUCUCUCUAAGAAACCCUAGCUUCGUCCGUCCCUCUCUCUCUCUCUCUCUCUCUCUUCGUCCUCUGAUACUUGGCCUUUUCUUCGUCGCCACCACCACCACCAUCGGCCUUCCCGUCCCCAGCUCCGAGCCCGUAGCCGCCAUCGCCUCCGAUGCGCGGGAGCGCGCACCGGUGCCGUAGCUGAGAACCCCACCCACACCACACCACACCCCCGUCGCGAUCGCGAUCGUCGUCGCCGUCGGAGCGGCGGCGGCGGCCACCCGGCGGAACCGGACAUGUACAGGGAUCGCGGCGGCGGCGGCGGCGGCGGAGGAGGAGGGGGAGGAGGAGGAGUGGGAGUGGGAGGGGGAGGAUCGUCGAAGUCGGAGGUGGUCGAUCGGAGGAGGAUCAUCAACGACGCCCUGGACAAGCAGCUCGAGAAGUCCUCGCCUUCCACCUCGAGAUCCAACAAGGACAAGGAGAGGAUCGCCGUCCCCUCCACCUCCGCCGGCAAGUCCCACCUCGAUCACCGCGACUCUCGACCGCCGGCUGCUUCUCUGUCCAAGAGCAAGUGCUCCGACGAGGAACACGAUACAGACAGUGAAGAGUCAGAUGUCAGUGGUUCAGAUGGAGAUGACACAUCAUGGAUUUCAUGGUUCUGCAACUUGCGAGGGAAUGAAUUUUUCUGUGAAGUCGAUGACGAAUACAUCCAAGAUGACUUUAACCUUUGUGGGUUGAGUAGUCAAGUUCCAUACUAUGACUAUGCGCUUGAUCUAAUCUUGGAUGUUGAAUCCUCUCAUAGUGAUAUGUUCACUGAAGAACAAAACGAAUUAGUUGAAUCAGCAGCGGAGAUGCUCUAUGGUCUAAUUCAUGUUAGGUACAUUUUGACUAGCAAGGGAAUGGCUGCAAUGUUAGAGAAGUACAGGAAUUGUGAUUUUAGCAGAUGUCCACGAGUUUACUGUUGUGGUCAACCGUGCCUUCCAGUUGGUCAAUCAGACAUUCCUCGAUCAAGCACUGUAAAGAUCUACUGUCCCAAAUGUGAAGAUAUUUAUUAUCCACGGUCCAAGUUCCAAGGCAACAUCGAUGGAGCAUAUUUUGGAACAACAUUUCCUCAUCUAUUUUUGAUGACGUAUGGGCACCUAAAGCCUCAAAAGCCAACACAGAGUUAUGUUCCGAGAGUUUUUGGCUUCAAGAUUCACAAGUCUUAACAUAUGAAGUCGAAGGCACCAUCCUGUGGAGUUUUAAUAAUUCGGCUACCGAUGAUUGUAGAAGUCUCCGAAUCUUUGCAGAUUCAUGGGCAUGGCCAUCAGCUAGCACUCUUAUCAAACCUUGAUGGGCACAGCAACUGGAAUAGGUUAAUAUUGAUGGCCGAUUGAACUAUGGCUCGGGCUUAUCCAGUCUCACAGGUGUGUGUUCUUCCGUAUCAGAGCGGUCGUAGGCUUCAUGAUCUGUUCGUGAUUCGCUUGGUUGGUGCUCUUCGAUGUCUUGCUUGAUUCGGUCACCAGUCCAACAUACAUGUGUGCUGGCUAGGAUUUUGUCUGUCUGUGAAGUAACAAAUCUAUUCAUUUGUUUUGGUGAAGUAAGAAAUGAAAUUCUAACAUUGGGCAUGA
Syzygium oleosum is the source of this 1608-nucleotide messenger RNA. Its product is annotated as putative casein kinase II subunit beta-4. The record is from RefSeq and is a predicted model, not a curated record. Gene Ontology annotation, cellular component: cytoplasm; protein kinase CK2 complex. Gene Ontology annotation, molecular function: protein kinase regulator activity. The transcript is spliced from 5 exons. The coding region runs from base 295 to 1206 and encodes 303 amino acids. Lineage: Eukaryota; Viridiplantae; Streptophyta; Magnoliopsida; Myrtales; Myrtaceae.